Messenger RNA from Salvelinus fontinalis (brook trout), 11549 nucleotides. Its product is annotated as girdin-like. Gene Ontology annotation, cellular component: cytoplasm; centrosome. The transcript is spliced from 33 exons. Gene Ontology annotation, biological process: cytoplasmic microtubule organization; cytoskeleton-dependent intracellular transport. Bases 745 to 6843 code for a protein of 2032 amino acids. The record is from RefSeq and is a predicted model, not a curated record. NCBI's taxonomy places the organism in Eukaryota, Metazoa, Chordata, Actinopteri, Salmoniformes, Salmonidae. Gene Ontology annotation, molecular function: dynein light intermediate chain binding; microtubule binding.
GGAAACAAAACGGAGUCGAGCCCGUGGAGGCGGUACUUAGUCUAGCGCCAUCAGUAAACUCUUGUCAGUAGUAGGCUAUUCAGCCGUUAGUCACUUGGCUGGAAGAAGGGAAUACAUGACAGAAGAAAGACAUCUCUGCCCAAUUCUAUUGGAACAGUCGUUGGUUUUAUGGGGGGAAAAUAUGUGAUCUUCAAGACUUAAAAGAACGUGAUGGGGAAAGGAAUACAUUUUUUAAAAGAAUAUUGUAACUCGACGUCCAUUGGAGGAAACCAGUUACUGUCUUUAGGCUUACUACUAGCUCUGUGUUUUAUCAGAUCAACGUUAGAUUUUCAUGGAGCAUGUUCUUUAUUAUUAGCCUACCUGUACAGGUCUAAUGUCUUAGUUAAAGACAUUUAGCUGUAGGUAGGUAAGCUGCCUUAACGGGCACAGGAUAGAUGAGAUUCAAGGUUUUUCAAAAAAUGUGAUGCAGUCCUUCUCAAGGAGGGUAACGUUAAAACAUGUUUAUCUAGGGUAGCAGAUACGAUACUUGUGGAUAAAUUUUAUUUUCAGCUAAACCCGACGUCAUUGACUUGUUUUCUUUAUCGGCAAAAUUUGUGUCUAUUUAAUUAAAUCAACCACAUGAGCGGCGUCUAAAUUAAGGACACGUUCAGAGGGGUGAAAGGCGACGCGAAGAAAAUUCCCCGACAAGAAGAAAAUACAGUUUAAUUCAAAUUCUCAGGAAUUGUCGCUGUCCAACACAAGGAAAUGGAAAGUGAGGUUUUUACGCCAUUGUUGGAACAAUUUCUGCUCACGCCUUUGGUCGCCUGGGUUAAGGCGGCUGGGCAUUCAUCAGGAAACGAUGGCACCAAACUAUCGGAAUACAUUGAAUUGUUGGAUGGCAUUUAUUUAAACGAGAUCAUGCUUGAGAUAAAUCCAAAAGCCACUGUUCAAAGAACCAACAAGAAAGUGAACAAUGACUCAACACUGCGCAUACAAAACCUCUCCAUCCUGGUCCGGCAGAUAAAGUCGUACUACCAGGAGACCCUCCAGCAGCUGGUGGCGAUGCCUCUCCCCAACGUGCUGGUGCUGGGCAGGAACCCGCUCAGUGAGCAAGGUCUGGAGGAGAUGAGGAAGCUGUUGUUGCUGUUGCUUGGCUGUGCUGUCCAGUGUGAGAAGAAAGAAGAGUACAUCGAGAGGAUCCAGACCCUAGACUUUGACACAAAAGCUGCCAUAGCAUCUCACAUCCAAGAGGUGACCCAGAACCAGGAGAAUGUUGUGGACCUACAGUGGCUGGAGGGGGGUGACCUGCCCCCAGAGGACCUGGACUCCUUCUCCAGGAACAUGGCCUUCCAUCUCAAACGCCUGGUGGACGAGAGAGACGACCAGCUGGAGACCAUUGUGGAGCUGACCCAGGAGAGGGACUGUGGACAGUACUCUCCCCCGCCCCUCUUUGCCCAGUCGCCCAACGACUCGCCUAGCAUGCGCCGCACAGAGAGCCGCCAGCACCUGUCUGUGGAGCUGGCCGACGCCAAGGCCAAGAUCAGACGCCUGCGCCAGGAGCUGGAGGAGAAGAGUGAGCAGCUCCUGGACUGUAGACAGGAGCUGGACAAUAUGGAGACUGAGAACAAGAGGAUUCAGCAAGAGAGCCUGCAGUUGUUGUCAGAUGCACGUUCUGCCAGGGCCUAUCGUGACGAGCUGGACGUUCUGAGAGAGAAGGCCAUCAGAGUGGACAAGCUGGAAAGUGAAGUGGGACGCUACAAGGAGAGGCUCCAUGACAUUGAGUUCUAUAAAGCUAGAGUGGAGGAGCUGAAGGAGGACAACCAGGUUCUGCUGGAGACCAAGGCCAUGCUUGAGGACCAGCUAGAAGGAACCAGGGCUCGCUCUGACAAACUCCACGAACUGGAGAAAGAGAGCCUGCAGCUCAAAUCCAAGAUCCACGACAUGGAAAUGGAGCGGGACAUGGACAGGAAGCGUAUUGAGGAGCUGCUAGAGGAGAACCUGGUGCUAGAAAUGGCCCAGAAACAGAGCAUGGAUGAGUCUCUCCACCUGGGCUGGGAGCUGGAGCAGCUCUCCAAGACCCCUGAUCUGACAGAGGUGCCUCAGAAGUCACUGGGCCACGAGGUGAAUGAGCUGACGUCCAGCCGCCUGCUGAAGCUGGAGAAGGAGAACCAGGCCCUGCUGAAAACCGUAGAGGAGCUGAGGGGCUCUGCCAGCGAGGACGCCCCUGCACACCGCCUCAAGGCCGACAAGGAGAACCAGAGGCUCACCCAGAGGCUGGUGCAGCUGGAGAGUGAGCUGAACACAGGCAGGGAGAGUCUGUGCAGUACAGAGAGCCUCAGCACUGACCUGAUGAAGGAGAAGGCUCUGUUGGAGAAAACCCUGGAGACACUGAGAGAGAAUGCAGAUAGACAGGUGAAAGGCUUGGAGCAGGAAAACGAGCAUUUGACCCAGACCGUCUCAUCGCUGAGGCAGCGCUCCCAGGUGGGCGCUGAGGCGCGGGUCAAAGACGUGGAGAAGGAGAACCGCGUGCUGCACGAGUCCAUCCGGGAGACCAGCUCCAAGCUCAACAAGCUGGAGUUUGAGCGCAAACAGCUGCGUAAGGACCUGGAGAUGUACAAGGAUAAGGGCGAGAGGGCCGAGGAGCUGGAGGUGGAGGCGCAGCGGCUGGAGAGGGAGAACGAGGCCCUGCAGAAACGAGUAGCCAGUCUGGGCAUCACCUGUGACAAGGUGGUGUCUCUGGAGAAGGAGAACUCCGAGCUGGAGGCAGAGGGCCGUCGUUUAAAGAAGGUGGUGGACGGCCUGCGGAGCACAUCCUUCCAGCUGGAGGCCCUGGAGAAGGAGAACUCCCAGCUGGACGAGGAGAACCUGGAGCUUCGCAGGACUGCUGAGGUGCUCCGCUCGGCUGGGAACAAGGCGGCUCAGCUGGAGCUGGAGAACCUUGAGCUGGAGAGUGAGAGGAGCCAGCUGAAAAGGAGCCUGGAGCUGCUCAAGGCCUCCUCCAAGAAAACUGAGAGGCUCGAGGUGAGCAACCAGGGCCUGGAUACGGAAAACCAGCGGCUGCAGAAGGCCCUGGACAACAGCAGCCGCAAGAUGCAGCAGCUGGAGGGGGAGCUGCAGGACAUAGAGCAGGAGAACCAGAGCCUGCAGAGGAGCCUGGAGGAACUGAAGAUCUCCAGCAAACGUCUGGAGCAGCUGGAGCAGGAGAAUAAGACUCUGGAGCAAGAGAGCUCUCAGCUGGAGAAGGACAAGAAGCACCUGGAGAAGGACAACAAAAGGCUGAGACAGCAGGCGGAGAUCAGGGACUCCAAGAUGGACGAGGACAACCUGAGGAUCAGCCACCUGGAGAAGGACAACCGCUUGCUGGGCAAGGAGAUGACCUCCUUCAAGGACUCCUGCAACCGCCUCAAAGAUCUGGAGAAAGAGAACAAGGAGCUGGUCAAACAGGCCACCAUCGAUAAGAAGACCCUGGUCACUCUGCGAGAGGAACUGGUGAGUGAGAAACUGCGGACUCAGCAGAUGAACAAUGACCUGGAGAAACUGACCCACGAGCUGGAGAAGAUAGGCCUCAACAAGGAGAGGCUGCUGCAGGACGAGCAGAGCUCUGACGACGACAGGUACAAGCUGCUGGAGUUCAAGCUAGAGUCCACUCUCAAAUCUACUCUGGAGAUCAAGGAGGAGAAGAUAGCAGCCUUGGAGGCCAGACUGCAGGAGUCCUCCAACCUCAACCAACAACUGCGCCAGGAGCUCAAAACUGUGAAGAAGAACUAUGAGGCCCUGCGACAGAGGGAGGAGGAGGAGAGAAUGGUGCAGAGCUCGCCCCCCAGGAGAGGGGACAGGGAGGACUCUCAGGCGGUCAACAAGUGGGAGAAGGAGAGCCACGAGACCACCCGGGAACUGCUCAAGGUCAAAGACCGCCUCAUCGAGGUGGAGAGAAACAAUGCCACCCUACAGGCAGAGAAGCAGGCCCUGCAUACCAACCUGAAGCAGCUGGAGACCCAGAGCAGUAACCUGCAGGCUCAGAUUCUGGCUCUACAGAGACAGACUGCAUCUCUACAGGAGAAUAACACCACCCUACAGACCCAGAAUGCCAAACUACAAGUGGAGAACUCCACCCUGAACUCCCAGAGCGGCACUCUCAUGGCCCAGAAUGCCCAGCUUGCGACACAGCAGUCCAGCACGGAGAACGAGAAGGAGGGGGUGAUGAGGGAAAGGGAGGACCUGAGGUCCACCUAUGAGAUGCUACUGAGGGACCAUGAGAAGUUGGCUGCCUUGCAUGAGAGGCAGGCCUCGGAGUAUGAGGGCCUCAUUGGCAAACACGGAGGCCUGAAAAGUGCCCACAAGAGCCUGGAAUCACAGCACAGAGACCUGGAGGACAGGUAUAAUCAGUUGCUGAGGCAGAAGGAUCAGCUGGAGGAGCUGGAGAAACAGCUGAAGGCAGAGCAGGAGAAGAUGCUGUCUGAGAACAAGAGCCACGAGGCCACGGCUAUAGACUACUACAAACUGAAGGAGGCGAAUGAAAAGCUGAACAUGGCACACCGCCAACUGGUGAAGGAUAAUGAGGGCCUGCAGGUUGACCAUAAGAACCUGAAGAGCCAGAUGAAUGGUGCCAAGCUGGAACAGACCCGCCUGGAGGCAGAGUUCUCCAAACUCAAAGAGCAGUACCAGCAGCUGGACAUCACCUCUACCAAGCUCACCAACCAGUGUGAGUUGCUGAGUCAGUUGAAGGGGAACCUGGAGGAGGAGAACCGUCACCUGCUGGACCAGAUCCAGACCCUGAUGCUGCAGAACCGCACUCUGCUAGAACAGACCAUGGAGAGCAAGGACCUGUUCCACGUAGAACAGAGACAGUACAUUGACAAGCUGAACGAGUUGAGGAGACAGAAGGAGAAGCUGGAAGAGAAGAUCAUGGACCAGUACAAGUUUUAUGACCCCUCACCUCCACGGAGACGAGGGAAUUGGAUCACCCUGAAGAUGAAGAAGCUGAUCAAGCCGAAGAGUCUGGAGCGGAUGCGUUCCCUGACACUGACGCCCACGUGCUCCGAGUCCAGCGAGGGCUUCCUGGGGCUUCCUCUGGACAGCCAGGACUCCUCCUCCAUAGGCUCUGGCUCCAACUCCCUGGACGACACGCUGACACAAAAGAGGAACAGCAGGAAGAAAGACUCUCAGAGAGUGCAGCACUCCCAUGUGCAGAGUAACCAAGGUUCCUCUAAUGCUGUGAAAUGGUUGCCCUUUAUGAGGAACAGAUCGAAGGAGAAAGACAAAGCGAAGGACACCUACCGCCGGUCCAUGUCCAUGAACGACCUGCUGCAGACCAUUGCCCUGGCAGGGGGCCAGUGGGCGGGCAGCACAGAGAACCUGGAGGGGCCCGUGGAGGCCAACGGGGGCAGCAGAAGUCGGCACAUGAAGGAGCUGGGCUCCAUGGCCUACUCCACUAAUGCUAUCAACUACGCCACCCUCACUUUGCCCUCUGGCAACAGGGCCAAGAGGAGCCUGAAGAUCAAAGACAACGCUUCCUGUGAAGACGUUCCAGCAUCCUCAGACGACCCCAUUGGGAUCAGAGGUCAAGACUCGAGAGCCUCCAGCCUCCAUAGUAUCAAGACCAUCAGCAGUAAUACCUCCCACUCCGCUCCGCUCGAGGCCAAAGGCACGUUGAACGGAAACCUCAGCAGGCCCCACAGUGAGAGCAGUGGGGAGUUCAGCCUCAGUCUGGACCAGGAGGAGUGGUCCAGCGGGAGCAGCCCUGUCCAGCAGCCCCUGUCCCGCUCCUCUCAUCAGAGCCCCAUGCUGCUGCAGAGGUCCCUGGAACCCCAGGCCAAGAAGAAGAAUGGCAGCGCCUCAGGCAGCGCCAGCGAGGUGCUCUCUCUACAGCAGUUCCUAGAGGAGCGCAUCGACCCUGCAGAGUCUGGCAGCCAAGAGAAUCUGACCGUUGAGUCUCCCCACCUUUCUGGAGGCGCUGAGCAUGUGCAGAGAGACCGGGCCGAGCGAGGCUCCACCGGCACUAAGGGGCGGGGCAUCCUGCGCUCAACCAGUGGGAAGGCAGCGCCAGUGAACUCCGAUGGCCGCCCCUCCAGGGGUGGCCAACCAGGCCAUCCCAGCUUACGAAAGGCAGAGAGUACGCGUGUGAAGGGCAUGGUCCAGCCACGGGUCAGCCUCUCCUCCCAGAGUAAAGCCGUGUCUGUGUCUGAGCGUCUGGACAUCUCCUCCUCCAUGCUGCCCCGGGCCAGCAGCGUCAUAUCCACAGCCGAGGGCUCCACACGUCGGACCAGCAUCCACGACCUGCUGUCCAAAGACACCCGGCAGCCCGUGUCUGUGGACCCCUCACCCUCCUCAAAGGCCUUGCCUCGUGCCUACACCACGCCCAGUGAGUACCCCCCAACCAACAACCCCACCCAGUCCCAACAUCCCACCCACCAGUCCAUCCCCCUAGCCCCAGACCCCAUGCCCCUGUCCCUGCCGAAGUCAGUCAGUAUGCCCUGCACAGGCAGUCAGCACCCCCUCAGUUGUAAGGAAACUGACCUCUCCAGCCUCGAGUCUUUCUUUGGCUCGUCCUUCACAGUGGAGUCAGUGUUUAUGGACUCCAUCUUCAGCGAGCCAGCCUUCACAGGGUGCAGUAGCAAGAGCCACACCUUCCUUUCCCUCAACACCUCCCUGGUCAGUAACAUCAGCGGCCCCCCAGGCAAAACCCACCUCCGGCCCAACCCUGCCCAAACCGCCCAGAACCAACCAAAUGGGCUAAAGCCCAGCCCACCUGACCAGAAUGGGGAACAUGUCAUUGACACCAAUCAUGUGCUUGAUGCUGACCCAUCUCCACCCCUUAGCCCAGAGGACCAACAAUCGUUGUGGUAUGAGUAUGGCUGUGUCUGAAUGUGUGGCGUCCUGGUCAGCUACUGAUCUGGGACCUGCUUAAGGACCGGUGAUGGUCAGGGAGAAAGAAGGAACUCUGCAUGCAUUAUCAAAGCCCUAUCAUGCUAUGUUUUCCUUUGAGCUUUUAUGUUUGUUUUUUCAUGGCUGAUUUGUAAAUCCCUUUUCCUCACUCCUGGUUUGGUAUUUCCCUCCGUCUUAUGGAACGUGGGGUUCUCUGGAUGUCUUUGCUUCAAAGGUCUGUUCACACUGUAUUUGGCUCACAUUAUAACUUUGUUUUAUGGGGGACAUCAAUAGCUGUUCUAGUUAUUUUAUUCAUUAUUUGCUAUUUCUUUUCGAAUCACAAAUACAUUUUCAGAAAACAUGCUGCAAAGCUACAUUAACUAUCAUUUGGAUGUUCAGUGCAUCUUUAAAACAUCUUCAUGUCAGAAGUCCUCCAGAAUUAGAAUGGAGCUCUGUUUAAUAAUAAAGUAAUGAGGCUUGUAGAACACGUCCCAUGAUAGGCUGACUGAGGAACACAUUAACUGUCAUUAUGUAAUCUAGCCCUUCAGAGGAAAGCAGUUUCACAUCUAUUGAAAUUAGAUAAAAUAUUUGGUUUCCCCUCUAUCUUCUUGGGUGUUUGGUAUGUGGGAGAACCCUGUCCUGUCUAAAGUACUGUGUCACAUGGCAUUACCAGUCUACUUCUACUGUGUCAAUCUCAAUGCAUAUUCACUGAACUGCAUGGCUUUAUUCUCUUGGUUUUGUCUUGGUUUUGUUCUGAUGCUCUCAUUUUGAUUGUUGUGAUCAAAAUGGUUUUGUUUUGUGCAUAUGACACAUUUUUCUGUUCCAUUUCUUUUUCUGACCAAACCACUUUCAAUGUGGGGAUUCUGAUUGGGUGAAUUGGGGCUAAGGGAUUGUUUUUGAGGAAACGUAAUUCACAAAAUGAGCUGAGAGCAAUGUUACGUGUUUGAGAGAGAACAUUUUAAAGAUUGUUGAGUCUUGUGUUUGUGUUGCUCUAAGACAGCAUCAUAGUGGUGAGAGAAAUUUGCAAUUGAGACAAAUAUGAUGGCCAGAUUAUGUUGUGAAUGAAGGUUCCUCUACUCUUGGUUGUCAUGGUAUUGGAUCUGGUUAAAGCCUUGAAUGCUCAUGGCCACAAUACAAAUUCCAAUUGCACAAUAACACAUUUUAGGUUAUGUAUAUUUGUAGACUGACUACACCUUGUACAAACAGAUGUUUUAACAUUGAGUUAUAUUCAAGGACAGAAAGCACUCAUGUAUGCACAAGCAGUAGGAGUAGUAAUGUUAGUUAGAUUUUUAUUUCUGCUUUAUGUAUUUGCCAUUUUGAAAUAGUUUUAUUGUAUUUAUCUUGUGUAUCAACUAACGUUCGGCCUUUAUUCCGAUGUAAUAUGACAUGCCUUUGUUCUGCAGAUGUGGAAGUGUUACAAGAGCGCAGAAAGUCAAAAAGCAGUGGGGAGCAACAAAGCUCCUAAACAUUACUCAUCGGCUACCGUUAUGAGCUCAAGUGGUGAGUGCUACUCUGAGUCCAGUGGGGGGUGCUCCAUGGUAACUCGGUGGCGUAACAGAUGUCCCAUCCUGUUCAUGCUUGCUUAUGCUGGUGUUGUAAAGGGCACAUGAAUGGAGCCUGGUCUGCAUGGCGUCCCUAAUAACAGGAGGUCCUGACCUGCUACACUCCCUCCCUGUUCCUCAGUGUAACGUGUUCAUAGCUGGCUUUUCUUUUACUUUUCUCUGCUGGUAUUCAGGAAAAACCACUGGUGGCUCUAUAGGAGGUUGUGAUCCCUUUGUGAACUUAUCUGCAGUGCUGCAUGGAUUGUGGGUCACGCAGCUGAAACCCCUCCCUGUCAAUGCAUGUAGACUGCUUUCCAGUGCGUCCAUAUAUAUGUUCAUCCUCUUCUCUGAUGUCAUCUGCCGCUAACCUCUUUUUCUGUCCUCUUCUCUCUUCUGUCUGCCUCCAACUCAGAGAGAAAAGUGACCUUAAAGCUGUCUGACUCUGAAGCCAUUUAAAUGUUGGUCUACUGAGAUGGUCUUCAGUGCGAAAAAAAGAUUGUGUAAAACAAAAAUGUAUCUUUAUAUAUACUUUUUUUCAAACAAAAAAUCAAUUCUUCAAUAAAGAAAAGUAAACAUCCUCUUUUUCUCCUUGAAUCAAGGAAAUAAAACUCUUAAGACACAGUAUGUGGCGACAAUAGUUUUUUUUCUAGAAGUGACUUUCUGGUAAAUUGCACUGCAAUGGUGUGACAGACUGCUAACAUGCACUCUACACGGACAUACUGUUUGUGCCAAUGUUCACGCAAAGCCAAAUGGGUGAACUUAAACGAGACCCUGAAGACUCCUUGUCCUCUGUGACUUUGAAUCAGCUGGAUUUUUUCUGUCUGCCAAUUGAUGCUAAUUAUACUUUUUUUGUUGUAAAUGAGCAUGCACAUGCAGCAACUUUCUGAGGAACAACUGAUGUCUACGUUCAACAAUCUGCACAGAAGGGAAAAAAAUGCAUGUGGGCACAGAACAAGGUCAAACACAAUGUGCAUGGAGCAAUCAACCUGCUUCUCUUCCAAUCAGAAUGGACGAUUGUUUUAAGUUGUGUUCCUCUGAAAUGCCAAAAUGACUUGUGGGAAGCCAUGCCAACUGUGAUUGACAUACAAUCCAAUCAUGAAGGUUGUGUGAGCUGAAUGGCACAGCUUUGUAUAUGUGUACAGUAUGUAUGUGGCUACUAUCAGAUUUCUGUCUGUGAUGACCCUAGUGUUCAUUUCCUUUUCCACUUUUACAUAAAUCCAUUUGAUAAAAAUUCCAGAAGAAUCCUGUGUCAUUUCAUCUUCACUGCCCACAGUGCUGUCUUCAUCACAUAAAGGACUGUGACCCUCAAGUAACCUAUUCUUCCCCUGAUUAAUGAUUGAUUUUGUCUGCGUUUAUAGAAUCAUGAAAUCUCACCAGCUAAAGUUGUUGGGAUAUUGGAUCAAAGUAAUGUCAUGAUUUCUAUGGACAGACGAAUGCAAGGCGCUUAAAAUAAUCUCUAGCCUAAUCUUGUAUUGCUUUUAUAUAAAGAAUACAAAGAUCCCAGUCAAAGCUUUAUGGAACACAAGUGAUGAACGGGGGUUGUGCCGAUGACGUCCAUUUACUGGAUCGACAAAGCUUGAGUUAUCCAUUAGCCUACAUAAAACGUAUACUUUGGCCACUCAAUGGUGUAGUCUGCGCGAUAAGGAGGUAUACACCAGAAUAUAACCACUUUGGGGGGGGGGGGUGUAUGAGUGGAUAAUCAAUGUUCCAUGACUACAGUAAUUGUGUCAGAAAGGUGUAAAUUACUAGAUCUUGCUGAGGGAGAUAUGAGGAUGCAACCACCAUCAUCACUACUACAUUGUCUAUCAACCGUCCACAUAGAAUAAAGACUGCUCUCUUGCCCAUAGAAAAUAAGGGCUCUCCAGACCUUAUUCUGUCCCAAAGGUUAGCUGAAAAUUGUAACAAUGCCCAUUUCUCUUGUGAGAGAACAUAUGAUAAAUGUAUGAACUUGAAGAUUUGAUUCUCUGACAUGUAUUAUAAUUGUUAUAUUUUCUACCUUAAACCCAGGGGUGGUUCCAGGCAUAAGCGACAUAAGCGGUCACUUAACCCGGACGACGCCGGGCCAUUUGUGAUACAACCCGGGUCUGUAAUGACAACGGAAAGCUCCUUGAACCUGGGAAUAUGCAAGGCCUAUUGUAUAGAUAAUAUAACAAAAAUUAAACGUUUAAGAGAUCAGAUUUUUCUGUUUUGAAAUACUUUGCUACAAUGACACAGUUGUCUACCCACCUUGUUCCUUUCUUUUAGCAUGUGCACGUAGUACUAUAUUGAAAGCUGCGCCACUCAAGAUACGUACUACGCAUCUUUAAUACAACGAAAUGUUUGAAUGCUGAGGGAUUUAUGUCCCUACCAGCCUAUUGUUGCACUCGCAAAUGCUUCAUAAUGUAUUUCUUUGUAGACUAUAGCCUUGAAAUAAUUCAUUUUCGUUCCUUCUUACACACUGCUUGCGUCGCAAAAUAAAUGUACACAUACGUUAUUCAAUCAUUGCGCCAAUGAGCGUUUACGUUGCCAGGCGCUAAAAUAGAAGUUACCCAUGGCCAGUUGUGAUACAGCCUGUACUUAAACCAGGGUCUGUAGUGACACCUUUAGCACAGAUGCAGUGCCUUAAAGCCCCUUCACCCAUGUGUGGUUUGUGAAUACUUUAAGUCACUGUACUUCAGAAAGAACAAAGUUCUGUUCAAAAACAACCAAUGGGCCGCAGGUAGCCUAGUGGUUAGGAGCGGUGGGCCAGUAACUAAUAGGUUGCUAGAUUGAAUCCCCAAGCCUACAAGGUAAAUAUCUGCCGUUCUGCCCCUGAACAAGGCAGUUAACCCACUGUUUCCCGGUAGGCCACCAUUGUAACUAAGAAUUUAUUUAACUAGGCAAGUCAGUUAAGAACAGGUUCAAUUUAAAGUAAGUCCACACCAAGCCCAUAUUUAGAAAAUGCUAAUGCUUAAACCAAUAACUACUUUUAGCCCUGCUAAUAAUAAUUCUCCGGAAAUGUGAUAUUGGUUUACCCAUCUCAUUCAUAUCCAGUGUGAAAAAAAUAGGAAUCAAGCCAUCGGUGAAAACAUUUUAUUUAGUCCAGUCCAUCAGUUUACUUGUCCUCAGGCUUGUUGAAGCAGUAAGUGAGGCAGCACUUGCCACAGUAGUGCCUAUCGAAGUGGCUGGCCAUGAACACACCAGCGC